This is a messenger RNA of Monopterus albus (swamp eel), 2207 nucleotides long. It is a transcript of the gene fstl3, whose product is annotated as follistatin-like 3 (secreted glycoprotein). The transcript has 5 exons. NCBI's taxonomy places the organism in Eukaryota, Metazoa, Chordata, Actinopteri, Synbranchiformes, Synbranchidae. The record is from RefSeq and is a predicted model, not a curated record. The coding region runs from base 176 to 928 and encodes 250 amino acids. Gene Ontology annotation, biological process: anatomical structure development. Gene Ontology annotation, molecular function: collagen binding; extracellular matrix binding; calcium ion binding.
UAUACAGAGGGGGAACGACAUCACUUAUCCACAACACAUUCAUUCACAUAAGGGAGAGCUACUUUCAGAGCUGAGCUCGAAUGGUCAGCUCUGCUUGCCAGAGGAACAUAACUUCUUGUUGAUAUUUGCUUAGUCACGCUUUCAGAACAAGGUUUUGUACUACCCAGAGCGCACAAUGAGUGUUUUCUUUUUCAUUUUUGAGGUGAUUCUCAUUUUGUAUCAGCUUGGGAGGAAUCCGGCCAGUGCUGGAAUGUGCUGGCUGCAGCAUAGUCAAAACCAACGAUGCAACACGGUGCUGAUGAGAGGGGUGACCAGAGAGGAAUGUUGUGCUGGAGGUCAUCUGGACACAGCGUGGUCCAACACCAGUCUGCCCAUGAAUGAGGUCCACCUGCUGGGCUUGCUGGGAAUUGUUUCCUGUAAACCAUGCAAAGAGACUUGUGAAGGAGUCAAAUGCAGUCCCGGGAAAGUGUGCAAAAUGAAGAUGAGCAGGCCACAGUGUGUGUGCUCUCCAGACUGCUCUCACAUUUCCAGGAAGCAUGCUGUGUGUGGCAGUGAUGGGAAGACAUAUAAGGAUGAGUGUGCUCUUCUGACUGCCCGCUGCAUGGGACACCCAGACCUGGAGAUCAUGUACCAGGGGGAGUGCAAAAAGUCAUGCUCCAACGUGGUGUGUCCAGGAACUCACACCUGUGUGACUGACCAGACUAACAGCGCUCACUGCGUCAUGUGCCGCACUACACCUUGCCCAAUACCGAUUUCGUCUGAGCACCCCAUCUGUGGUAAUGACAACAUCACUUACUCUAGCGCCUGUCACCUCCGUCGGGCCACCUGCUUCCUAGGCCGCUCCAUAGGAGUCCGCCACCAUGGCCACUGCAACAAUCCUCCUCGGAAAGCUUCAGAUUUUAAGGGCAGUGAGGAAAAUGCAGUCUAGGCGGACAGCUCCCCACACAGCCCAUUACAAGGGAUGAGUUGCUUAACAAACAAGUGUCACACCACUAGUUUCCCGUGAUGACCUCUUUUUUGACAAUCACUCCUCCUCCUCCUCCUUGUAAACAGAAUGACAGUACAUUUAAUAUGGAAGACCUCGGUUGGAAGACACUUAAACCUUAGUGUCACUGCCUCAAAAAGAACUGCAAAACCUUUCAAUAUGUAUUAAUCUUGUGUACGCUUGAGAGGUAGAGGCAGAUCAAUGCAUGUGUCUCAAGAUAUAAAUGAGCUCUUUGGGAGAUGUGUGCAUAUUGUAAAUAGAAUAUCACUACUAUUUAUUGGAGAUGAUAUCAAGCUCUAUUUAUGUUUUAUCCUAGCAACAAAUCCAUAUAUCCUCCGGAAAGGUGAUGCAGAAAAUGUAUUUAUUGUGUGUUGUUUAUUGUGUAUAUACAAUGGCGGUCACUUGCAUUGGCAUUUUACAACUUUUUACAGUUUUUACAGUCUGCAUUCCCCAUGAACAAACAGUUUUCCCUCCUAAGCUGAUGGAAAGCAAUGCUAGUUUGUUUGGAAAGUUGAUUCCACGUUAUAGUGUGGUUUCAGAACACAAACAAGAAGGGGACAACUACAGUUGUUCUGUAUGUACCCUAGCUUUUGUCUGGGAGGUGAGGAAGGGGUUCAGCCUAAACAAACCUGUAUAGUCUCACUCCCUCUCUCCCCCCUCACACAUGUUUACUCUGGAUGUUGAUCCAAACUCUCAGCCACCCACUGUGACCACUAAAAUUAACAGUUUGGUUGUGUUUGUAGGAGUCUCAGAGGACUGCUGGUUCAACCCCAAGCCCUCUACAAUACCUCCUCUGUUGAACAAUUGGCUUUCUUUGUAAAUGCAUUUUUGUAGCUCAUACUAGUUCAGUCCGAUGCUCUUUUGCUGCUUUGACUGGAUUAUUUCUUCUUAAGAGCUUAAUGGACAGACAACUGUAAUUAGCAUCGUCUGAUUAAAAUGGACCGUAAUUUCAGCCAGUUGGAACAUACGUGGCUACAACACCUUAGAUAAGUCGAUUUGUUCAGUUUUUACACUGUUUAAAUGGGUAGAUAUCAAUACAAAAGGCCAAGUAGUCCAAUUUAAAGUCAAAGCAGAUGUGUAGAAUAUUUUGAAUAGUCCUUAUAGUGUAAUGUGGAACAUUUUAAUGACUCUCCUGUAAUAAACAAUCUCAUGUGUAUCUACUGUGAAAUUUGAAUGAUAAAUGCAUCAAAAUAUUUUUGUAUUUUUGUACUGCCACUUCAAA